AUGAAUACAAAACUUAAGGGCCCUAAAGAUUUUAAGGCCAGCAGUGAAUUAUUAUCAGCCGAUUCAAGUAGCGCUGAAAAUUUUAAACAAACAUUCCAAUUAUUUGUGGAAAAAGAAGGAUAUUCUCAAGAUUCCGUUCACAAUGCCGAUGAAAGUGGCUUACUCUGGAAAGCACUACCAAAAAAAUCACUUGCUUCUUGUCAAGAACAUGCAGCACGUGAUCUUAAGGUAUCCAAAGAAAGAGUAACAAUUAUGACAUGUGCUAAUACUACUGGGACCCAUAAAUUGCCAUUACUACUCAUAGGAAAAUCAAAGAAACCACGGUGUUUCAAGAACUUCAAAAGUUUACCUAGUAACGAUCAUCACAAGACAGGUAAAGUGUUACUAGACAAUGCACCCACUCACCCAUCCACCGAAGUAUUAAAUUUUAUUGAUCCAGAUUAUCAAGUCAUGUUUCUUCCACCAAACGUAAUGUCUUUGAUUCAUCCCAUGGAUCAGGGAGUAAUCGAAAAGUUCAGAAGAAUGUACCGAAAACAAAUGUUGAGGAAACUUUUAUUAAAUUUAGGCACUGAAGAGAGUGUUGUUGCAUUUUCAAAAUUAUUGAAUUUGAAACACUGCUGUUACAUGGCAGCAAAUGCCUGGGAUAAUUUGACUGAGAAAAAUUUAUGA
Molecule: messenger RNA, 669 nt
Organism: Sipha flava (yellow sugarcane aphid)
Lineage: Eukaryota; Metazoa; Arthropoda; Insecta; Hemiptera; Aphididae
Product: jerky protein homolog-like
Exons: 3
Coding region: 1-669 (222 amino acids)
Cellular component (GO): nucleus
Molecular function (GO): DNA binding
Source: RefSeq, a predicted model, not a curated record